CCCCAGCUCCCUCCCAUCCCUUCCUCUAUAUGGUGUUUGCUCUAACUUUAAACAGGAGCCUUAUCAGCUUGUGCAGGACGUUUGACUGUGAGCCAUAACACAGUACAUGGAGAGACGAUGGGGCUGUGGAUGCUGCUGUUGCUUCUGCAUUUUCACCUUGUGUUGUGUGUUUUCCUUCCUGCACCUUUCAACAUUUCCAUCUCAUCCUUCAACAUGGAGCACACACUGAGAUUCCUGCCAGGCCCCCAAACCCCCUCUGACGCCACAUUCACUGUUCAAGUCCUCCGCUCCAGGAAGAACUCGUGGAGACCAGUGGCUGCUUGUUUGGAGCUGAAGGCGGGACAGACGUGUAACCUAACCAAAGCAUUCAAGGACCCGUUCGAUCACUACAGAGCCCGUGUCCAGGCCGUCACACCCAGCCAGACAUCCAACUGGACUGUGUCAGGACGCUUUCAGCCUGUGUCAGACACUGUGUUGGGCCCCCCUGAUUUGUCGGUGUCUGGCUGUGGGAACUGUUUGGUCCUGCAGCUCAGACUCCCUGCAGCUCCAGUGCUCAGAGAGAACCUGCAGCUGAGGGAGCUCUACAGAGAAUUUGUUUUCCAUGUGCAAAGAACCAGGGAUGGAACACAGUUCACACUGAAUCUACCUUACGAAGAGGAGACUGUGAUUACGUACCUGCAGCCAGGUGUGGAGUACUGUGUGACUGUCUCUGUCACAUCAAUCUUUAACUCCAAUACUGUCCCGAGUAAACCUCAGUGUGCUUUCACCAGCCCUCCUUCACAAAGAAGCUCAUUGUCUGUGGUCUUCAGCCUGGUGGGUGUGUUCUCUGUGCUGGUGUUCCUCCUCAUGGGGCUGGUUCUCUACGGCAGUCAGCUGAGCUUCAAAUUACUAAGACAGCGCAUACCCAGAACUCUGCCCCAGAGGUUGCUACUUCCUCAUGUCCCUUCUGCAAAUAUGGAGACUCCAAAUAUGGGAUUUACAACCACUGCUGAAACCAGCCACCAGGGGGCAAUCAAGAUACUCUGACUUUAUUUCUGGAGAGCUGUCAUGUUAUUUUGUGGUUACCAUGUUGACUGAUGAUAUCAAUGUCAAUACAGGUUCACAUUUGUACCUUCUCAAAUCAGCAUUUAAAAUGUGUAAUUACAGAGAUAGAAGACAACCAAAUUUAAUGAUGCAGGCCAGUCCACAAGGCAACUAUGCUACAAUAGCAGCAGUGUCAAUGCUCAACAAUAUGCAUGAGAUACAUCGAUAAGCAUCUAUAGAAUGGAGUUGUCCUAGUGGAACAGAAAAUAGCAUUGUGAGUGCUCACAAGGGAGUAUCAUCAAGGCUUUACCUUACAGUUUAACCAUCAGUUCUAUGAGACUGUAUUUGAUAAAUAAAUAGCAAAUAACAGCCUCGCAAUGAGAAUACUAACAUGCUGAAGUUUAGAUUUAAUGUUGACCGUACUCUAUUUUUGCUUCGUGUGUUAAUGGAAUGGAUGUGUAGUACUAAUUUCAUUGUAAGCCAUCCAAGGAUUUCACUGAAAAACCCCAAAUGUCAGCAUUACGAUGGUACUCAUGGAAAAAUCAGAUACCAAAGUCAAUAGGAUUUAUCCUCUGGUCACCAAUAAUGACACAAUUUCACAGCAUCCAGUAGCUGCUGAGAUAUGCCAGUCUGGAGGACAGUAGUGGACCAGUGGGCCUAAAGCCAUUCUAGCACUGCUAAAAUGUGAAAAAUCUUGUAGUUCCAACUUCUCUGAUGUAAGUAUUUACUUUGCCGUUUAACACAGUAAAUUGAGUGGGUUUUGCACUGUAGAAAGGCCCCAAAGUUAUGGGCAUAUUAAGGUUAUAGUAUACGUUGAAGUGCUCCCCUCAGGCCCUCUGGCCCAUCGGAAAAGUGGUCAAGACUCAUCAUAGCCCUGAUGGACACAUUAGGUCAGCUGACGUCAAGAUUAAGGAGAGAACCUACAUGUGACCAGUCACUAGGUUAGUGGUCCUUCCUGCGCUGCCUUCUAAGGAGGAAGAGAACAGUUUUACACCUGUACCAGCAGCUCAACCAUAGAACUUUGUGACCUUUAUUAAUGCACAGAUGUAACAUAUACAUUUGAGGGCGGCUGUAGAAAAGGCCCCAAAGUUAUGGGUAUAUUCAGGUUAUAGUGCUGUUGAACUGCCUAGUCCCUAAAUUGUUGUUACUGAAGCCGUGUUGUGUAGAUAAGUGAAAUAUGUUUAAAGUAGAAUAUCCGGAAUCAUUUGUAAACACUGUUUGACUUCCGUGCGCCCAACCCGCUUCUGUUCCAGUUGCACAGCUGUUGUUGUCCUGUAUAGUUUCAAACACAGAAAAAGCUGUGAUCCACAGUUUCUGAGGUGAUUGUGGCCUUCUUGAAUUCAAUUUAAAUACAUUGCGAUGAGGUGUAGAUAAAACAAUGACCACCAGUAAUAAAAGGGAUUCAACUGA
Molecule: messenger RNA, 2433 nt
Organism: Stegastes partitus (bicolor damselfish)
Lineage: Eukaryota; Metazoa; Chordata; Actinopteri; Pomacentridae
Product: interleukin-20 receptor subunit alpha-like
Exons: 7
Coding region: 118-1026 (302 amino acids)
Biological process (GO): cytokine-mediated signaling pathway
Cellular component (GO): plasma membrane
Molecular function (GO): cytokine receptor activity; protein binding
Source: RefSeq, a predicted model, not a curated record